GAUUUUGGGGAAGCGUGCCGGAAGUCGGGUGAAUGAAUGACGCGCAAGAGAGUCAUGUCACGUGUCACCACCUGCGUGACGUCACAGCUGGUCAGCAGCGCAGGUGUAAAUCCAGGAAAAACACAAACGACCAAAAAUGUAUAUUAUCUAAAUGAAAGAAUCUUUCUUGACGGUUUUGCAAACGAAUAUAAUUUCUGUCAUUAAAAGAAGGGCGUUCACCAUGUCUACACCUGACCGUGUUGGACUGACCCACUGUAAGUUUGCUCUGGUGUUUGCGGUGCUCAUGGAUGUUUUCGGGGUGUCUGCUCUUCUGAUCGGCGUCUUCGUCCCGCUUGAGAUCGGGGGUCGCGACUUUGGUGAUCUGUUGGUGUAUUCGGGAGCUCUGCUGGUGUUGAUGUCUAUGGGUGGCUGGGUCAUGUGGUACAGUGGGAAUAUUGAGGGUUUGAUAUCAGGGAAUGAGCUGACACACAAACGCAACGCCGUGGACCGCCUCGUUCGCACCCUGAGCCGCCGCAUACGGAGACCCCACCGCGGCCACAGCACGCCCUGACCCCUGACCCCUGGGCACGGCUGAGAGCGCGCACAAGACCAACAUCUCAGUUGGGAAAGAAGGAAAAUAGAACGAUAAUGCAAGGAUCAAGGCUGACAGAUACAGUGUGACUGUUACAAUGUGGUGUUUGCUACUGCUAGCCUACUACAAAAACUAUGAAAUUGCAAUUAUGUGGUACAUUUUGUGUUUUUGUACACGUAAUUCUGUAUUUCUUUUUGCAGCAAAACUUUUAUAUAUGUAUAUCUUCUGUUGUGCAAAAUAUGGGUGAUUAAUUUUCAAGCACU
Messenger RNA from Onychostoma macrolepis, 834 nucleotides. It is a transcript of the gene tmem238a, whose product is annotated as transmembrane protein 238a. The coding region runs from base 152 to 550 and encodes 132 amino acids. Lineage: Eukaryota; Metazoa; Chordata; Actinopteri; Cypriniformes; Cyprinidae. The record is from RefSeq and is a predicted model, not a curated record. The transcript has 2 exons.